Thyridium curvatum is the source of this 774-nucleotide messenger RNA. RefSeq lists its product as uncharacterized. The annotation marks the transcript as partial. NCBI's taxonomy places the organism in Eukaryota, Fungi, Ascomycota, Sordariomycetes, Thyridiales, Thyridiaceae. The transcript has a single exon. The record is from RefSeq and is a predicted model, not a curated record. Gene Ontology annotation, molecular function: protein binding.
AUGGCGAUCGCAGCUCUCUCCUACCCCUCGAGGAGUCAACAGUGGCCGCCCUCGGCGGCCGGGAAAUUCCCGAAACCCCCCUCCCGCCGCAACACCCGUGACGUAACGGAACAGCAGCGCCUGGCCCAGCAGUUCCGCGACCUCACCACCCCGCGAAGCGACGUCGAGGCCAGGGACCGCACCGUCGACGACAACCUGCCCGCCACGAGCCUGGCCGCCGAGAUCGACUACUCGGAGCCCCGGCCCUCGUCCGCGGGCGUGGGCCACUUCAACACGCUGCCGCUCGAGAUCCUGCACGACAUCAUGCACGAGCUCGACCUGCGCUCCCUCGAGAGCCUGCGCUCCGUCAACCGCUCCGCCCGGCAGCUCGUCGACUCCUUCCCGCAGUACACGGCCGUCGCGAGCCACGCGCCCGACGUGCUGGCCGCGCUGCUGGCCACGGGCGCCGCGGCGGGGACGACCUGCCGCGGCCUCUUCGCCAAGCUGCGCUCGCCGGCCUGCGAGGACUGCGGCGACGGCUUCGCGGGCCACAUCUACCUGCCCACCUGCCGCCGCGUGUGCUUCCCCUGCCUCACGCAGCAGGAGGGGGACAAGUACCUGCCGCUGCCGCGGGAGCUCGCGGCGCGGCACUACGGCCUGAAGCCGCACGCGCUGGCCCGCCUGCCGGGCGUGCGGUGCGUGCCGGGGAGCUACGCGCCGCAGGCCAAGCCGCUGGGGCGGGAGGUCGCGCUCGUGGACCGCGAGGCGGCGCGCGCGGCGGGCGUGGCGCUGCAC